Molecule: messenger RNA, 1250 nt
Organism: Stylophora pistillata
Lineage: Eukaryota; Metazoa; Cnidaria; Anthozoa; Scleractinia; Pocilloporidae
Molecular function (GO): CoA-ligase activity
Source: RefSeq, a predicted model, not a curated record
CUUGAACUUUUUAAUUUAGAAGUUAUGCCAAAUAAUUACAUCAGUUCCCCUAAAUCCAACAAAUAAUUCUUUUAAAACUCUUAUCGCAGAAGAAUGUCGUGAGAUAACACAAUGAAGAAAUGCAAAUCAUUGCCGCAAUUACCCUAAAGCAUUCCUAAAGAACUAUGGCGUUGAAAAGCAAAUAUGCGGACGUACUAAUUCCCGAUAGCCAGUCUUGGCCAGAUUUUGUGUUUAGAGACUUCGAGAAGUAUGGGAAUCAAACAGCCAUUAUAUGCAGCGCAACCAAACGCGAAUACACGUUUUCACAAGUGAAGGAUUUAAGCAGAAGGGUCGCCUCGGCUUUAAGCAAAAGAGGACUGCACAAGGGAGAUGUGGUUGCGCUGUUUGCUCCCAAUGUACCUGAGUUUCCCAUUGUAUUCUUUGGAGCUCUUCAAAUUGGCGCGGUCGUGACAGGUGUCAAUCCAUUCUUCACAACCGAAGAACUGAGCAAUCAGCUUGAAGCAGCUGAAGCAGCGUGUAUCAUCACUGUCCACCAGUUAGAGCAUCGAGCAAAAGAGGCCGCCAAGAAACUAGGCAUAGAACACAUGUUUGUUCUUGGAGAUGACGUUGAAGAUGAUUUGGCCUCAGUCCUUUUCAGUGAUGACGGGUCGAGUUUUCCACAAGUCACCUUUAAUCCAAAAGAGGAUUUAGCAAUUCUUCCGUUUUCCAGUGGGACUGGCGGUCUUCCGAAAGGGGCCAUGGUAACCCACUACAACUUGGUGGCUCUGGGCUGCAUUGCGACUGCGCAUGGCUUUAUGGAUUUUAAACAAAUAACUACAGAGCAAAAGACUUCUACUGUGUUAACUUUUGUUCCAUUUCACCGCCCUUUUGGCAUGAUAGCUGUUCUUUCUAUCAAUUUGCAACAAGGUAGUUGCUUAAUUUCGGUGCCAAGAUUCGAACAAAACAGAAUAUUACAUCUUUUGCAGGAUUACAAGGUGACACUUCUUGCAACUGAGGCGUCAGUAGUGCAUCUUCUGUCCAUCCACCCAGCGGUAGUCAACACCGAUUUGUCAUCACUAGUGGAGGUGAUAUCCAGCUCGUCAUCGCUAAGCAAAGAAACGUCCAAAAAUGUCAAGAAACGAUUACCUCACCUUAAGAGAAUCAAUCAGUGUUAUGGCAUGACAGAAAACACAGCACUGAGUCACAUGACUCCCUCGCUUGACGAGAGGCAUGGUUCUGUUGGUGUUUUACUUCCCAAUCUGGAAUGUAAG